This is a messenger RNA of Closterium sp. NIES-67, 3917 nucleotides long. NCBI's taxonomy places the organism in Eukaryota, Viridiplantae, Streptophyta, Zygnematophyceae, Desmidiales, Closteriaceae. The record is from the annotation of a GenBank genome assembly.
CCCACAUGGCAGAUGACACUUCAUCACCGGGCUACCAACUACCACAAGCGGUCAUGAUGCGAUCCUCGUCGUCAUUGACAAGUUCUAAAAAAUGGGACACUUCAUCCCGACACACGCGACAGCACGCACCGAGGAGACGGCACAACUCUUUGUUCGCUACAUCAUCUCACAACAUGGCAUUCCAACCACACUCAUCUCCGACCGAGACCCUAAGUUCACCAGCAACUUCUGGAAAGAACUCAUGUCUCUACUCAGGACCAAACUCGCCAUGUCAUCCGCCUACCAUCCGCAGACAGAUGGAUAGACCGAGCGCCUCAACCAGAUUGUUGAGCAACUCCUCCGAGCAACCUGCAAGGACGAGAUCUCCAAAUGGGACUUGCAUCUGCCCAUCCUGGAGUUUGCCUACAACAAUGCCACUCACGCCGCUACUGGACAGACGCCGUUCUUCUUCUAUUACGGACGCCACCCACUCACACCUCAACAGCCAGCCAUACCAGCCACAAACGAGAAACGUCUCCAGCGCAGUGGAGACACUCGCACGAUUCGAGAAGGAUGUGAAGCGGACCGACACCGGGUUCCUGGCCAUAGCAACAGAGGUGGAGAAUGACGGAGAGAAAGCCUCGGAAACUCCAGAAAAAAUCAAGGAAAUACUGAAGGAGUUCCAAGACAUUCUUCCUGACGAUCUUCCGAACGAGCUACCGCCAUACCGAACGCAUCAACACGAGAUCGUGGAGGAACCGGGUUCGAAGCCGACCUUCCGAGCACCAUACCGGCUCAGCCCUACGGAGCUGACCGACAUGAAGAAGCAGAUCGAGUAUCUCCUAGCCAAAGGACUCAUCCGACCAUCUACUUCGCCAUACGGUGCCCCAGUACUCUUCACACCGAAACCGGACGGAAGCCUGCGCAUGUGCAUCGACUACCGAGCUCUUAACAAGCAGACCAUCAAGAAUAAAUAUCCGAUACCGCAAAUCGAUGACCUGCUUGACCAGCUUCGGGGAGCUACGGUAUUUUCCAAACUGGAUCUGCGGUCCGGAUACUGGCAGAUACGGAUGGGGACAACUCUAUCCACAAAACUGCUUUUCGAACUCGGUACGGAUCGUACGAGUAUUUGGUCAUGCCCCGAAAUGAACCACAUUCUACGACCACUUCUAGACGAAUGCGUGGUGGUGUACCUGGACGACAUACUCAUCUACUCGCGCGACAUGAAGCAGCACGUCGAACACCUGCGACGCGUCUUCGAAAUUCUUCAACGAGAACGAUUCUACGUCAAACUGUCCAAGAGCGAAUUCGCCCUGGAGAAACUCCAAUUUCUAGGACACUUGGUGAGCGCUCAAGGAGUUCACGUCGACCCCAAGAAAUUCGAAGCCGUACGUACGUGGAAGACACUCGAGAACGUGAAGGAGUUGCAGCAGUUUCUAGGCUUCGCUAAUUACUACAACAGGUUCGUGCCACAGUAUGCGAAACUCGCGACACCACUCACGAAUCUGCUGAAGAAGAACAUGCCCUACAAAUGGGAGACGAAGCACCAGGAAGCCGUGGAGCAGCUGAAACAAGCACUAACGUCCGCACCGGUGCUCAUCUUGCCAGAUCCCGAACGUGACUACGUCAUUGAAGCAGACGCCAGUGAUCAGGCCGUGGGUGCAGUCUUGAUGCAAGACCAGGGGAAUGGACUGCAACCAAUUGCCUACCUCAGCAAGAAACUGCACGGGGCAGAACUCAACUACCCGAUACACGACAAAGAGGCUCUUGCUAUCAUCAUCGCCUUCAAAGCGUGGAGAUGCUAUCUCGAAAGACGAAGAACGACCGUCUACACCGACCACUGCAGCCUGAAAUAUUUGAAGAAACAACCCAACCUUUCCAGGCGGCAGGUCCGGUGGAUCGACUUCCUCGAGACACACUUCCACUACGACAUCGUGUACAAGCCCGGCCACAAGAACAAAGCAGACGCUCUCAGCCGGCCUGCACACGUUGCCGCGAUUCAGGUCGAAGGGAUGAAUCCACUACUCAAGGGACUCUUCACCCACGGGUACGCCAUCGACCCCGAAAUUUCCUUGGCAGAAAAGCGACAUCUGCUACAGUGGGACAGUGACAUCGCGUACCGGAAAGGAUCAACAAAAAUCUGGGUACCCAAUUACCCUCCUUUGCGCCAGUUACUACUCGAAGAAUACCACGACGUCCUGUACGCCGGACACUUCGGUAGCAACAAGACGCUCACCGGUAUUGCCAAACACUACUACUGGCCCCAUAUGGCAGACGACGUCCUGAAAUUCGUCACCUCGUGUGAUACAUGUCAGCGGAUGAAGAGCAGCAAGCAGAAAAAGGCGGGACUACUACAGCCUCUUCCUGUCCCAGAACAACCAUGGCAAGUGGUUAGCCUGGACUUCAUUACCGGGUUACCACCUACCUCCAGCGGUCAUGACGCCAUCCUUGUCGUCAUUCACAAGUUCUCCAAAAUGGGACACUUCAUCCCGACACACACGACGGCAUGCACCGAGGAGACAGCACAGCUCUUCGUUCGUCACAUCAUCUCACAGCAUGGCAUCCCAACUACACUCAUCUCCGACCGAGACCCCAAGUUCACUAGCAAGUUCUGGAAGGAACUUAUGUCUCUGCUCGGCACCAAACGCGCCAUGUCAUCCGCAUACCAUCCGCAGACAGACGGACAGACCGAGCGCCUCAACCAAAUUGUUGAGCAACUCCUCCGAGCAGCCUGCAAGGACGACAUCUCCAAAUGGGACUUGCACCUGCCCGUACUCGAGUUUGCUUACAACAAUGCCACACAUGCCGCUACUGGACAGACGCCGUUCUUCCUCUGCUACGGACGCCACCCAAUCACACCACAAAAACCGACAGCAUCACCUACAGUCCAACCCGCACAUGAUUUCAUUACAACCAUGCAUCAACUUUGGGAUCGGACCCAUAAGCGCCUCCUUGACAUUCAACAGCAACAGAAGCGCCAGGCCGAUCGCCAUCGCAACGACCACACCAUUUCCGUGGGAGACCAGGUGCUCCUCGACACCCGCAACCUGGACAUCAGCCAUCUCCCAUCUAAACUUCGACCUCGCUUCUGCGGGCCUUUCCUCGUUGAAGCACAGGUCACUCCUGUUACCUUCCGCUUACGCCUGCCAGCUACCUGGAAGAUUCACAACGCCUUCCACGUCCAACUUCUGAAGCCCUAUCGGGACCCGAACACAUUUUCGUCGGACGCCAACCGCCGCCGCCACCGCCCGUCCUCGUCCAGAAUGAACCCGAGUACGAGGUCGAGUCCGUGCUCGCACACCGCCGUCGUCGGAAUGGCACCGUGGAGCUUCUUAUCCGUUGGAAGGGUUAUGAUCCUUCUGAGGACAGCUGGGUACCUGAGUCCGACAUGGGUAACGCCCGUCGUCCUCUGCAUGACUACCUUGUCAAGCAGGGUGUUACUUCUACCACCCAGCUUUGAGGGGGGGAAGUGUGAGACUGUGAACAUGCUGAGGGCAUUUGGGUGCAUGGUGGUGUUUCAUGUGCCUAAGGAGAAAAGAGGGAAGUUGGAGGCUUCUGGAAGAUGGGGAACAACACUGAGGGUGCUGUUGGCGAUAGCUGCACUCCUGGGAUGGAAGAUACGGCAGAUGGACAUUGUGACUGCUUUUCUGAAUGGGAUCAUUAUGGAGGAGGUGUACAUGAAGCAGCCAGAGGGGCUGGAUGACGGGAGCGGCAGGAUGUGGUAUGGUCGAUGAUGGUUGGCAGCCAGAGGGGGAGAUUGUUGUGUGAUGUCAUCAUAUGUUAUCACAUUCUGUCUGCCUCCCAUCCCUUGUUUCAAUUCGCACGUAUGGUUUGACUGUGUGUGAAAGAAUUUGUGUGGUGUGUUCUGGAGUUUGGGAAUGUGUUUUGUGUUAUUCUGUCUGAGCAGGUAUUUGUGAUAAUAGAUCUUGAGAAGAUCU